AGUUACCAUAACAACGUACGUCGAUACGGUCGUGCUAGUUAAUUUCCUAAAAUCAAUUUUUAUGUAUUUUUUGAUGGUCUAAAAAACAAUCCAAUUCACUGCCCGGAUAAAUUUUAAUUAACCUGCUGGGAUCAUGUCGGCCAUGUUAGAGCUGGAAAGUUGGCUGAUUUACCAAUAUGUUGCGACCGAAUGCGGCGAUUGCCUGUUCAUGACGGAGAGCGCCUUCAGAGCGAGAGACAUCGGUUUGCGUACGCAAAAGAAAAUCCUGUCUCGCAUGGCCGGAAAACACGUCGUCAAAGCUUUCAUCGACGACACCACGGCCUCGCUCUUGGAUAAUUUGUACAAAUUGGCCAAGCAAUACAGCGGCAACAAAAAGGAGGCGGAAAAACUGAUAAAAAACAUCAUAAAGAUCGUGAUAAAAAUCGGCCUGUUGCACCGCAACGACGUCUUCUCCGAGGAGGAGCUCCAGGAGGCGGAGAAGUUCAAGCAGAAGUUCCGCACGCUCGGCAUGGCCGUCAUCUCCUUCUACGAGGUGGACUUCAGCUACGAUCGCCGCUUCCUGGUGGACGCCUUCUCGGAGAGCAAAAGGAGCCUGGUGAAGGUGGUCGCGGGUCAUCUGACCGAGAAGUCCAUGUCGAAGAUCGAGGGGGCCUUCGAGUUCUUCGGCGACGGGGGUUUCUUGGACGCCGUCUUCGAGAGGAAUUCGCCGUACAGGGAGACCUUGGGCAGGGUGGUGAACGGUUUGAAUAAGGCCAUCGAGACCGGAGAUCUCUAGUCUCGUUUUCUAGUUAUUUCGUUGUGUUUAUUUGUAAAUAAUUACGAGGGUCUAUCCUAUGGCGACCAUCGUGAUUAUUCGCUAAUUCAUUAUUAAGCUCAAGAGAUAUUGAAUGUAUUAUUUAUUUUUUUCGUUUAGGAAUUGAUUAAUAUACAUAUUGAGUAGACAUAUCUGCAGAUAUUCGAAGGAUUCGCGAAUAGUAUUUAAAUUUAUAGAGAGUAUUUUUGCACCGAAUUAUUAAAAAAAUAUAGAAAACUUCGACGAUUCUCAAUCAAAAUUCUCAAUGAAUGGUUGUGUAAAUGUUGAUAAUUACAAAAAAUAAUUAGGUAUAAUGAUAAUUAUUACAUUUUAAAUCAAAAACACUGUUCUUCUAUUAUUUUAAUUUGCUACAGGGUGUCCCAAAUCAUUUGAAUUAUUGUAAAAAAUUCAAUGAGUUGGCUUGUCCUUAAUUCUUGCCAGUAUUUUAUUUUCCAUUUAAGUAUGUACUUAAAUUUUGACUUGUGUAUAUUUCACUAGAAAUACUCUCAUUAUACGGGCACAAAAUAAAUUAGAA
Phyllotreta striolata is the source of this 1328-nucleotide messenger RNA. The record is from the annotation of a GenBank genome assembly. NCBI's taxonomy places the organism in Eukaryota, Metazoa, Arthropoda, Insecta, Coleoptera, Chrysomelidae.